AUGGUGAUUGUACUUUGUUUCCUAGUUCGGAUUUCCCUCACCCUUUGCUGUUUCACGAUCAUCCGGAACGGAAUGAUGGCUAGUCGCUUCGAUUUAUUUUCCCUGACUCCAGAAAAUACUGCCAAAUAUGUGGAAUACUUUGAGAUUGCUGUUUUCGGGAUUGAUCAGAUUUUGUUUUCCAUCACAAUUUGUAAGACGAUGGUUUGGGAUCAGGCAGAUCUCUUAAAUGAGGCUAUUGAUGAGAGACCUGAGCUUUCUGGGGUUUUCCAAGAAAGUUCGGCUUUCAUCGCGAAACAUCGACGUUUCGUUCUUUUGGCUUUCGCCAAAUCUUCCAUUAUCUCUUUGGGAGCGUCUUCUUUCGCCGCUUAUCUUACUCAUUUGUGA
This is a messenger RNA of Caenorhabditis auriculariae, 384 nucleotides long. The record is from the annotation of a GenBank genome assembly. Lineage: Eukaryota; Metazoa; Nematoda; Chromadorea; Rhabditida; Rhabditidae.